Messenger RNA from Daldinia decipiens, 2304 nucleotides. RefSeq names its product PK beta-barrel-protein domain-containing protein-like protein. The transcript has a single exon. Gene Ontology annotation, cellular component: cytosol. The record is from RefSeq and is a predicted model, not a curated record. Lineage: Eukaryota; Fungi; Ascomycota; Sordariomycetes; Xylariales; Hypoxylaceae. Gene Ontology annotation, molecular function: oxidoreductase activity; 2 iron, 2 sulfur cluster binding; pyridoxal phosphate binding. Bases 293 to 2224 code for a protein of 643 amino acids.
UGGCGGAUCGGGGCUGAUUUUAGCUAAAGGAAUAUGAUGGUCGUCCGGUAUCGAUCCUAGAUUAUAUAUAAGGUCUUUGGAUUCUAUGUCUGGUUCAAGAAUUGAGUAUUCGCCAUUGGAACAUAGCCAAUCGUCUUCCAGACAAGGUAGCAUUAACCCCCAGAGUAUCUGCUAGUACUUACAAUAUUCGUAGGAUUCCUAUUUCUAUGUAUUUCCUUGUUUUUGUUCUUCUUUGAUACCCUCCUUCUCGGGGUAACACUAUAGCAACACUAUACGUUAUCUACUAUACAACAUGCCUGCAAAAAUUGAACCCCGCUUUGCUUCUCCUGUUCAUAACUCCAGCCACUCUACCCUCUCUUCAGAUUUCACCGUGGUGGCGGUUUCGCGCUCGCAACCGGUUACCCAUGAUAUUCACUCACAGCCGACGCUCACAGCUAUCGUUCGAUCGCCUUCGACGACUCCGUUGGUGCUCACUCCUGAAGAAGGUAUCGAAGGACAUAAGUCUGCCGUACACGAUGCGCAGGUAUACGCAUUCUUCGCCCAUCAUUAUGAUUACUGGACGUCACGUCUAAAUAUAGAGCGGUCUGGAUGGAAUUGGGCUUUCUGGGGAGAGAACUUGACCUUGAAAGCGCCAGACGGGAUUGAUGAAUGGAGCAUCAACUUAGGAGAUCGGUGGGUAUUUUCGUCCCCUGACGAUGACGUGAACGGCAACCAUCGGGGAGUUCAAAAUAAAGGGGUUAUUCUCGAGGUUGUAGGGGGGCGGAGUCCGUGUUCACGGCUCGCGUGGCGAUGCGGACAGCCGAGUAGUUGGCUAGCCGAGGUCGCCAAGUCCGGCUUCUGCGGUGUCUACCUGAAAGUCGCGCGCGGAGGUUCCAUCGCACCCGGCGCCACGGCGAAAAUCAUCCCGAAUAAUCAAGAAUACACGGUUCCGGCCGGCAGCAUCGCCCAGUGUGUAUUCUCGCCGCUCAGGGAUCCCGCUACUCGUACGUUAGCAGAGCGUAUCCUGCGUGUGCCCAAUUUGCAAAAGAUGAAUAGACAGAUCAUCGCUCGCAAGCUAGGGAUGAUUGAGGAUAACGAAGCGGCGGGGAAGAAUCGAUGGGCUGGGUGGCGGUCGCUAAAGGUCACCAAUGUGGUUGAUGAGACUUCUACUAUUAAGUCUUUCUAUCUAAAAGCCAUUGACGACAAGCCCUUGGCAUCCUAUCUCCCGGGACAAUUUCUCACUGUAAAAUUGCCCUCUGGCGACAUCCGCCGCUGGUCUAUUUCUUUGUGGUCGCCCCCAUCCUCUACCUCAGUCCCACCAUCUUACCGUAUCACGGUUAAGAAAGGACUAGCUGCGUCUCGUUAUCUUCAUUCCAAUGUCCUAACUGGGGACACGAUAUUAGCACGCUCACCAUCUGGAUCGUUUGUCCCUGAUUUAAGCCAAAACUUCCCCCCUCGACAGAUAUACAUCAGUGCUGGAAUAGGCAUGACUCCGAUCCUUAGUAUGAUUCAAGCUCAUUUUUCUCAUCCGGCUUUGAAGAAAACACCUGUAAUCCUGAUCCAUGUCGCCCGGAAUGGUGAGCAAAAUACCUCUCAUUUCAAAUUUGAACUCUCAUCAUUCGGUCUAUUCCGCAUGAUCACGUUUUACACAUCUCCUAUUGCUGGUAUAGACGUCCAGGGCAGAGACUUUGACUAUACAGGGCGACCUACGUUCGAUUUCUUUGCCGAGCUAUUAAGCCCAUCGUAUUUUAUCGAUCCACUAUCAAUCACUCCCAUCGAACUAGCGGGAAACGUCUCUAACGCGUAUAUCUGCGGUCCACCGGAUUUUGUAGAUGCCACGCGGGACUACCUUGGACGCUGCAAAGUACCACCGCCGGCUAUUCGUUACGAAACUUUCUCGUCAAAUUCGGAUUUCAAACUUGACGAUCUAUUAGUUUCGGCGGCGGACGGGACAGAACUACCAGAGGAUUCAAUCGUCCAGUUUCGAACGAAAAAGGUCAAGUGGAAGAAAGCUGAAGCACUCUCACUUCUUGAGCUCCUCGAGCGAGAUGGUGGAGGGGACCAGCCAGAAUCAGCGUGUCGGGAGGGCGAUUGCGGGACUUGCGAGGUAAGAAUCUUAAAAGGGGAAGCUCGAGUUUCGAAGAAUGCUGGUAAAGAGGCAAAAGAAGCAAGUGGAAAGGCCGGGACUAUGAUUAGAUCGUGUUGCUCCUUUCCAGCAAGCAAGCUUCUAGAAUUGGAAUUCUGAAAUACUACAUCAUAUUCUAUCACGGGGGUCGCAGGACACAACGUGAUACACCAGAUGCCUUUGAAAUGGUCCGAAUUACA